CAAAUAAAUACAGGCCAGUUACAAUUUUCAAUAUGUUUUAGAUUUAGCUUGACUGUGGUGCUGAUAAGCUCAAUAUCUCCAGUGUGUGUUAAUUCGAUUUUUCUCUCCUCAGACAUGCACAAACCACCUCUGGCCCCGAAACCAAAGCUGGUGCAGCCCCAGAGGCCGGGGCUCUCUCCCUCCACCACCAGAAGAGCCGGCCUUUCUCUCCCGUCUCCCGGCACGCCAAGGAGGGUCAAACCGGUACUGGCCCCCAAGCCCUGCCUCUCAAAACUCACAUCCGCCGCCGUGGUGUCCAAACCCCUCGCUUCAAAGAGCCCGCACCAAACAUCUGUAACAGAAAACCCUUGCGCCGUAGGUCUGCUGAACUCUCAUAAUGGAAUACAGCAAGAAAACAAAAAGCCGGAUUGGGAUUACAUUAUUCCUAUUUGCUUGUGCAGCCAGGAAAACUGCCAGUGCAUCAGGAGCACAGCGGCAGGCAGAGACAAAACGCAAAAAGAGUUGCAGAAGGGUAAAGGCGAAGAAAAACGAACGAUUCCCCAAACAACAAGAGGUGUGGUGGAGAGUGGAGAGAGAACUGUAGCUAGUAAGAGCCACGUGAUGAGUGAUAAACCACCAGAGUCUGCCUCUACCAGUACCAACCUCACUCACCAUAAACCUCUACAAGAGCGGCUCAAUUUGGACAAAAAUCCUCACAAAGACAUUCCCUCCAGUCCUGUGGUGAACGUUAGGCCCUCUCUUCCUCACAGUACACGCAGUAAUAAGUCAAAUGGUAACGUAUCACCUCAGGGUCCACCUGGGCGUGGGCCGAGGGAAGAUGCUCUUGGCUCAGGGCAAAUAUCUUGUGUGCUCCAACCCAAACCAGUCCCAGUGCCACGGAAACCCAGGACAGCUGUUCUGGCUGCCCAGGAAAAGGUGGAGGAGCAGAGGGAAGAUACUAUGCUCGUACAGGAAGGGAGGGAGAUGGACGUCAGAGAGGUGAAGGUGUCAUCGGAAGGGAAGGACAGCACACCCCUGUCUGUCAGUGUACCUGUUAGUUUAAACAAGCAGCCGAUUGUUCUGACUGUGAGAAAGGUCAGUGCUCCGCCAGCCCCUCCACCCAAGAAAAAGCCUUUUCUGUCUGCACCUGAGAGCGCGCCACCUGAGACGCUGCCAAAGGAUGUGGACGAGGAGGACCUGGGCUGGGACAGCAGCGUUUAUGAGAUGGAGGUGUCGGUUGACAUGGAGAACGGAGAGGUGGACAAGGAGAUGGAAGGAAAGGAAGAUCAGGAGAGAGUCUUCAUUGACCUCACGCAUCGUCCGACUUUUAGCUCUUUGCUCAAUCAGCCGGAUAUCAGCCAGCCUCCUGCCAUCACCGGGGCAGCACAGAAUGUUGCGCAGAGAGUGCUUCCGAAGAAGCCGCAGAGACACAGCAGCCACAUGACGUUGAUCCGGAGGAAGGAAUCCUCUGAGGAGACAGAAAGUGGGAAAUUAGGAGAUGAUGAGAAAAGACAGGAGGUCGAUCCCAGACAAGAUUGUGUUUUGAGGGUGAGAGCGAUGAGGGAGCUGCCUCUGCCCCCAGAUGAGAGAGCAAGAAGAAGCCUCCUACCACCUGGAAUCAUUAAGCCCCUACGGUCCAGCCUGGGCAAACAGAGAGCCAAGUCGUUCUGCAGUGCCGACCUUGUUUGCUCCGACGCACCGAGGAGGAACUCCUUCCGGAAACUGCUGGACUUGAAGCUUUCGGUGAAGAUGCUGCCUAAGCUGAAAGGGAGACGAGGCAAGAGCCCGGACUGCACUGCCAACGACAAUGAGCAGAGUGUUGACAAUCCCCGAGAUGCACGUCAGAGCCUCUCACAGCAUCUAAGAUUGGAACGUAAAUUAUCCUGUCCUCUGAUCGGAGUGGAGCAAAGCGUGGAUGGAGAUGACGUUCCCCCUGGGAUGGAUCAAGAUGAUCACUAUGAGAACAUCCGUCACUAUGAGGAGAUCCCAGACUACGAGAACGUCUACAUUGGGACCUUCUCGCAGCCUCCGGCCUGGCAAGGCGACAUGUAUAACGAUGAAGGCAUUUAUGAGGAGCAGGAGCCGUACAUGACCUUUGAGAAAAACUCUGGAAACCAACAGUGUCUCCCACCGACAGACUACGAAAGAAGCUCUGCCAGUGAGGAGGUGGAACCCCUGGGCGAUGGCCCGUCCGAUGAUGAUUUUAUGGUAAACACCUUGUCGUCAGACGAGGAGGACGAGAACGACAGCAGCUCCAUCUCAAGUAAAGGGGACGCUGAGCAGUCAGAGGAGAGUGCGAGUGGACAGAAGAAGAGCAAGAUUCACCACAUCGCUACUGAAAUCAUGAGCUCUGAGAGUGUGUUUGUCGAUGUCCUGAAGCUUCUUCAUGUCGACUUCCGAGAUGUGGUGUCCAAAUCAUCUCGUCAGAACGGGAAGCCCGUGAUUGAGGAGCGACUUCUCAACCAGAUCCUGUAUUACCUCCCACAGCUCUACGAACUCAACCAAGACCUGCUGAGAGAGCUGAAGCAGAGAUUGGCCACAUGGAAUGAGAGUGCGCAGCUGGCGGACAUUUUCCUGAAGAAAGGGCCCUAUCUGAAGAUGUACUCCACUUACAUCCGCGAGUUUGACAAGAAUGUGGCUUUGCUGGAAGAGCAUACCAAGAGGAACCCAGCAUUUGGAGCUGUAGUAAGGGAGUUUGAGGCCACUCCACGCUGUGCCGGCUUGGCCCUGAAGCAUUACCUACUGAAGCCAAUUCAGAGGAUUCCUCAGUACCAGAUGCUGCUCACAGAUUAUCUGAAAAACCUCUCUGAGAACUCGGGUGAUUACAAGGACACACAAGCUGCCCUUGCUCUUGUGAAGGAGGUGGCCAAUCAUGCCAACGACAUCAUGAAACAAGGGGAUAAUUUCCAGAAGCUGAUCCAGGUGCAGUGCAGUCUGAACGGCCAUCAUGAGAUAGUCCAGCCUGGGCGGAUCUUCCUGAAGGAGGGCGUCCUGAUGAAACUGGCCAGGAAGGUCAUGCAGCCCAGAAAGUUCUUCCUGUUUAACGACAUGUUGCUGUACACCACCCCUGUUCAGUCGGGUCAGUACAAGCUGAACAACAUUCUGUGUCUGGCUGGGAUGAGGGUUAGCAAACCAAGCCAGGAGGCCUAUCAGAACGAGCUGAACAUUGAGAGUGUGGAGCGCUCCUUCAUUCUGUCUGCAAGUUCGGCAAGAGAGAGAGACGAAUGGCUCGGGGCCAUUUCCUCAGCGAUCUGUGACUACACCAGAAAGAAAAUCAGUUUUAUAACUGGCAAACCUCUAGAGGAGGUAGAACUGACGGACGGUGGUGAUGGUGUUCCUUUGGGAUCCAAAGCCCCGAUAUGGAUCCCUGACCCACGGACCACCAUGUGCAUGAUCUGCACCUGUGAGUUCUCCCUGACCUGGCGGAGACACCACUGCAGAGCAUGUGGAAAGGUGGUGUGCCAGUCCUGUUCCUCCAACAAACACUGCCUUGAAUACCUAAAGAACCAGUUAGCACGGGUGUGUGACCAGUGCUUCAUUGUUCUUCAGCAGCAGAAAAAUGAAGGCUCCAUUUCAGAGGCUUUGUCCCCUGGAGGCAGAAACACCUUUGCUUUUUCCAGGAAGCAGAAGAAGAAACCAUCUGCACUCAAAGAGGUGUCAGCAAACACAGACAACUCCUCCAUGAGCGGCUAUCUCCAGAGGUCAAAGGGCAAUAAGAAGCAGGGGAAGAGGCUGUGGUUUGUCAUUAAAGACAAAGUCUUGUACACAUACGCUGCAAGUGAGGAUGUCGCGGCCUUAGAGAGUCAGCCCCUGUUAGGAUUCAUGCUGAAAGUGGAUUCAGAUCAGGAGUUACAGUUUAAGCUCUACCACAAAAACACACUGCACCACAUUUUUAAAGCUGAUGACGCACAAACAGCUCAAAGAUGGAUCGACUCAUUCAAAGAAGCCACUGUACUUUAACACUUUCAGUUCAUCAACAAACUUUCUAACCUGACAAUAUUUAAAAUUAUUAAAAUUUACUGUAGUUGCCGUUUCCAUUGUUUGUAGAGCACUCUUUUGGAGGUGAAAUUUACACACCAGUGUUUUCCAACAGAUAUUAUUUUAGCUGUGUUUAAAUUUAACAUUUAGAUUUAGUCACAUUUUAAUUUAAUUGUGUAGUUGCCUGUUUGGAUAUAGAUAGCACCGAUUUGUCAGAUAAAGCCCAUUGUCUGUAGAUUUUUUAUAAAUAGUGUAAAUUAAUUUGUAUCCACAUUUGCCUAAAUGUUAAAACAAAUCUUGCAAAUGUUUUCUGCUAUUCAGGGAUUAGUACUUUAUUUCACACAAAUCUAGACCUACAGCACUCAAGACACAACUUUUAAUACUUGUAUAAGAAAGUUUCAUUUUCAGAAGUCUAACUAGUUUAUCUGGGAAUAAAUAUUCACUUUUUGGACAUUAAUUUACUUUACUUUGACAUAAAUAUACUGCAAAGUGUUUUGCACUUAAGUCACUUAAAUGGUUGUACAUAGAUUAUAUCCCAUAAACAUUUAUAAUCUGUAAAUAUAGAUAAUUGUAAAUUAAAUGUUAUUAAAGUUCCAUGAAUUUUUUUUUUUUACUGUGUUUUUGUUAUUUCAGUUCAGUAGAACUAAGAGAAACAAUGCCUCAACAUUAAAAUAACAGAAAAGGCUGUGUUCUGAAUUGUAUUACUACUUGUUUGGCUGUGACCGAAUUGCUAUUUUGUUUUGAUUAUAUUUUUACUUUACUAAUGAUGUACUGAAAUACUUUGACUUUACAACCAUGUCAGUGUGAAAACUGGUAACUGUUGCAGAAGAUAGGUCAUUUUUUAAGUGCGUGGAGUCUUAAAAAGCAACUGAAGAGCAUCGGGUUGAUUCAUGGCCCCGAGAAAAGAUGCCACAUUGUGCUUUUGUGCUAAAGGCUUAAAGCAUUGGUAAAUGAUUUCUUAAAUAAAGAAUAAAGCCU
Platichthys flesus (European flounder) is the source of this 4935-nucleotide messenger RNA. RefSeq names its product FYVE, RhoGEF and PH domain-containing protein 6-like. Gene Ontology annotation, cellular component: cytoplasm. The record is from RefSeq and is a predicted model, not a curated record. The coding region runs from base 115 to 3939 and encodes 1274 amino acids. Gene Ontology annotation, molecular function: guanyl-nucleotide exchange factor activity; metal ion binding. The transcript has 20 exons. Lineage: Eukaryota; Metazoa; Chordata; Actinopteri; Pleuronectiformes; Pleuronectidae.